AUGUUCAUGUCUUGUCAUGGUCAUAAAACUCUAGCCUCCAUUGGUUUGGUUUUAUUGUUGAAAUUAAUUGAUGAUUUAAAGCCAUAUGUACUAUUGAAGAGAACAGAUUCUUCCGAAGCCAUUAAACAAUUACUUGAUGGCUUUACUAAUGAAAAUGCAAUGGAUAGUCAGGAACAUUGUCAAGAUAUUCAUGAUUUAAUCAUGGAAAUCUGUAGAAAGAAUUUGAAAGGAAGGUUGGGUGAAUAUCCAAUGACUACUCUUUUACCAAUUGAAAAGGUGAUGGAAGAUGAGUCGGAAGAGGGAAAAUCUGUAGAGAGAUUUAUUGCUCUAUAUUUCAAUGUUAACUUGUCAAGUUUAAAGCAAAUUGAAAAACAAGAGAAGGUCCUUGCUGUUGGUUUGAAAAUAAUAGUAUGCUAUGUCAUGGGAGAAAUUGUUGAACUUGCUUCAAAUUACACACGAGAUUGUUCUUGCUUUUCAGUUGGUCAACCUGCCAUUGAAAAUGCUAUCAAAUAUGAUUCUGAACUACUUGAAUCUCUUCCAAGUAGUAUUUGUUCAAUUUCUAAUGUACUUUCUGUGCUUGUUAAUAAUUUGUUCAAUCAACAUACUGAUUCUUCUCAAGUUUCAAUUAGAGAAGGUCCAUUUUUUUCAUCCAUCUCACCAGAUGUUCAUUCAAAUAUUUUGAAAUUUGUGGGAAAUGUUGAUGACCUUUUGAAAAUGAGAACAGUUUGCAAGUAUUGGAAUAGUUUAAUUGUUGAAAAUGAUGAUAUUUGGAAGUAUUGCUAUCAUUUGACUAAGAUUGAAGAUCCUUUAUUUUUAACAUUUGGAACCAGUAGAACUCUUUCAGAUAUUAGAAACUUUGAUUCGAAAGGAUGGAAAAACAAAUUCUUUUCGGAUAUAUAUCCAUAUAUUAGUAGCAGAGAUUCACUAGUUGAAAGCAAAAUGAGAACGGAUUCAUGUGACAAUAGUUUCAGGGAGAUUUUAAAACAGUCCGUUUCAUUAUCUGUUAACUUUUAUCGGGAAAUUUUCAUAUUCAAUUCCUCAAUCCCCACCGAUGGGCGUAGAACCAAGAUUGGAGGAAAUCCCAACAUGAUUGACAAAUCCAAACUUUGGAAAAAGAGAUAUGCUUUUAUUGGACAAAUUGAUUUUUCUGAAAUAAGCUCAUUCAUUGAUUGCCAAUUACCAAAAUCUGGAUAUUUAUACUUUUUUGCCAAGAUUGAUAGUUUUCAAAUCAAUGCUUCCGUACCAAAUAUUGAUUCUUAUGAUGGUUAUGUUAUUUAUCAAGAUUACCAAGAUAAUUCAACCGUUCCAUUGGUUACUGGAAUUGAAAUAGACGAAUUAACCAUUACUAAAUUUGCAAAUUCAUCUUUGAAAUUAGGUCUCUCAUUAGAUACAAGAGUAUUUGCUGAUUCCAAAAAAGAAUUUGAAGAUUAUGAAUAUUUCAAUCAUACUUCCAAUUGUCCAUCAUAUAUUGGUACCAUUUGUGGACAAUACACAGCAACCUUUAGAAAUGAUUUACAGACUGACAAGGAUGAUAUUAUUCUUUUGUCAACCAAUGCUAAUUAUCCAGGUAUGCCAUUCGAUGCACAAUUUGUUUAUACCAUCAAUAGAGAAAGCUUACUCAAAGCAGAUUUCAGUGCUGCAAAACUUUUCAUUACCGUACCAAAGACCAGAAGGUUUUAG
Naegleria gruberi is the source of this 1680-nucleotide messenger RNA. RefSeq lists its product as uncharacterized. The coding region runs from base 1 to 1680 and encodes 559 amino acids. The record is from RefSeq and is a predicted model, not a curated record. Gene Ontology annotation, molecular function: protein binding. The transcript has a single exon. Lineage: Eukaryota; Heterolobosea; Eutetramitea; Acrasida; Naegleriidae.